This is a messenger RNA of Meriones unguiculatus (Mongolian gerbil), 8365 nucleotides long. It is a transcript of the gene Zbtb41, whose product is annotated as zinc finger and BTB domain containing 41. The record is from RefSeq and is a predicted model, not a curated record. Gene Ontology annotation, biological process: negative regulation of transcription by RNA polymerase II. Bases 223 to 2955 code for a protein of 910 amino acids. Lineage: Eukaryota; Metazoa; Chordata; Mammalia; Rodentia; Muridae. Gene Ontology annotation, molecular function: DNA-binding transcription repressor activity, RNA polymerase II-specific; protein binding. The transcript is spliced from 11 exons.
GCCUGGGCUCGCGGACCUCUCGCGGCGGCUGGGCGGCUGCGCGCGGCUGACGUGCCUGGAGGGCGGCGGCGGCGAGGCUCCGCGAGGGGAAGGAACGCCGCCGAGACCAUGAGACGGUGGGGCACGCCCCUUCAGAAGCUGUUGUUCAAGACAAUCUAGUUUUGUUUCAUAAAUCUCGUAAGUCACUUAUGAAGUUUCUUGUUCAAAAAUUGCAGUACUGCAAUGAAGAAAAGGAGAAAGGUUACUUCAAAUCUUGACGAGAAGAUCCAUCUAGGCUAUCAUAAAGAUUCUUCAGAAGAAAAUGCUGCUGCAGAGUGUGGCCAAGUGACCUAUCCUCAGUCUACAGAAAGACCAACCCCUGAAGCUCUUCAGUGUUACCAAGAACUUCCUCCCUCUCCAGAUCAAAGAAAGCUUUUGAGUUCUUUACAGUAUAAUAAGAACUUGCUGAAGUAUUUGAAUGAUGAUAGGCAAAAACAGCCAUCUUUCUGUGAUUUACUUAUCAUAGUAGAAGGAAAAGAAUUCAGUGCACAUAAAGUAGUAGUUGCUGUUGGUAGUAGUUAUUUUCACGCAUGUUUGAGCAAAAAUCCAAGCACUGAUGUUGUCACCCUGGAUCACGUAACACAUUCAGUUUUUCAGCAUUUGCUUGAGUUUCUUUACACAUCAGAGUUUUUUGUGUACAAAUACGAAAUACCUCUUGUUUUAGAGGCUGCAAAAUUUUUGGACAUUAUUGAUGCAGUAAAGCUGCUGAAUAAUGAAAAUGUUGCUACUUUUCAGGCAGAACUAACUGAAAAAUCCUCACCAGAAGAAACCCUAAGCGAAUUAACUGGAAGACUAUCAAAUAAUCAUCAGUGCAAAUUUUGUAGUAGACAUUUCUGCUAUAAAAAGUCCUUGGAGAAUCAUUUAACCAAAACUCAUAGGUCCCUGUUAUUGGGGAAAAAACAUGGGUUAAAAAUGCUGGAGCGAAGUUUUUCUGCACGGAGGUCAAAGAGGAAUCGCAAGUGUCCCGUUAAGUUUGAGGACACUAGUGAUGAUGAUGAUGAUGAACAGGAAAGUGGGGAUGGGUCAGACAAUUUGAAUCAAAGUUUUGAUAAGGAGAAGUCAGACAGAAAUGAUUCUGAGGAUCCUGGAAGUGAGUAUAAUGCUGAAGAUGAGGAGCUGGAGGAGGAAGUGUCAGAUGAGGAGUCUGACUCUGAGCAGAGCGACAAAGAUAAUGAUGCAGAAGAGGAACCAGAGGCUGCUGAUUCUGCAGGGAGCAUUCACGAAGGGUUAGCUCCUGUAAUCAUUCAGAGCAGUAAUAAGAAAGUCCUGCAGUGUCCCAAAUGUGACAAAACAUUUGACCGAAUAGGAAAAUAUGAGAGCCACACCCGUGUGCACACAGGUGAGAAGCCUUUUGAGUGUGAUAUUUGUCACCAGCGUUAUUCGACAAAGUCUAACUUAACUGUUCACAGAAAGAAGCACAGUAAUGAAGUAGAGUUUCAUAAGAAGGAGCACAAGUGCCCUUACUGUAAUAAACUUCAUGCAAGCAAGAAGACACUAGCCAAGCACGUGAAGAGAUUUCAUCCUGAAAAUGCACAAGAAUUUAUUUCCAUCAAGAAGACUAAGAGUGAAAGUUGGAAAUGUGAUAUCUGUAAGAAAUCUUUUACUCGAAGACCACACUUGGAGGAACACAUGAUUCUACAUUCACAAGAUAAACCUUUUAAGUGCACCUAUUGUGAAGAGCAUUUCAAAUCCCGAUUUGCACGGUUAAAGCAUCAGGAGAAGUUCCAUCUGGGUCCCUUUCCAUGUGAUAUAUGUGGUCGUCAAUUCAAUGACACUGGAAAUUUGAAACGCCAUAUAGAAUGUACUCACGGUGGAAAGAGAAAAUGGACUUGCUUUAUUUGUGGGAAGUCAGUACGAGAAAGAACUACUUUGAAAGAACAUUUGAGAAUACAUAGUGGAGAAAAGCCUCAUCUUUGUAGUAUCUGUGGGCAAAGUUUUCGCCAUGGAAGUUCAUACAGGCUUCACUUACGAGUACAUCAUGAUGACAAAAGAUAUGAGUGUGAUGAAUGUGGGAAAACAUUUAUUCGCCAUGACCACCUUACAAAGCACAAAAAAAUACAUUCAGGUGAGAAGGCUCAUCAAUGUGAAGAAUGUGGAAAGUGUUUUGGUCGUAGGGAUCACCUGACUGUUCAUUACAAGAGUGUGCAUCUGGGAGAGAAGGUGUGGCAAAAAUAUAAAGCAACAUUUCAUCAGUGUGAUGUUUGUAAGAAGAUUUUUAAAGGAAAAUCAAGUCUUGAAAUGCAUUUUCGGACCCAUUCAGGUGAAAAACCAUACAAGUGUCAGAUUUGCAACCAGUCUUUUAGAAUUAAGAAAACUUUAACAAAACACCUGGUUAUUCACUCUGAUGCUCGGCCUUUCAAUUGUCAACACUGUAAUGCAACAUUUAAGAGGAAAGACAAGCUGAAAUACCACAUUGACCAUGUUCAUGGGAUAAAAUCUCCUGAAGAUUCUCUUAGUACUUCUGAUGAAAAACUUGUGUCUUUGCCAAUAGAGUACUCAUCCGACGAUAAGAUCUUUCAAGCAGAAACAAAACAGUAUCUGGACCAGCCCAAAGUUUAUCAGUCGGAAGCCAAGACUAUGCUACAGAAUGUGUCUGCGGAAGUAUGUGUUCCGGUUACAUUGGUCCCAGUUCAAAUGCCUGACACAUCCAGCGAUCUGGUGCCUCACACCACCACACUUCCACCAUCGUCUCAUGAGAUGCUGCCACCUCAGCCGCAGCCAACUGAUUAUCCACGAGCAGCAGAUUUAGCUUUUCUGGAAAAAUACACUCUUACUCCUCAGCCCGCAAAUAUAGUUCACCCAGUACAACCUGAACAGAUGCUGGAUCCUAGAGAACCGUCUUAUCUUGGAACAUUACUGGGCCUCGAUAGCACAACUGCUGUUCAGAGCAUGUCCAGUAGUGAGCACCGUUCAUGAGUAAACAUUCCAUAGACCUUUUGAUGCUUAUAAGCUGACAACCAGAAGCUACUGGCUUUUGAAUUAGUAGGGCUGCUAUUUUUUCCCAUUUUUUUCCCCUCAUUUCUCAAGUCUUUAGAACAGCUUCAAUCAAGAAAAAUUUAUUUCUAUUGACUGAAUACUUGGACACAUUUUGACAUAAUAUUUGAAGUAUGAUUUUUUUUAAAGAUUAUUUAGUACUAAUUUUGAAUGGACUUUUAAAUUUCAGAUUAUUAGCUGCUGACAAUGGUGGAGGUGUUUUUUAAAUCAUCAGUAGAAUAUUUCUUUCCUUUUUUAUUUUUUUGAGACAGGGUCUUAGUCUGUAGCCCAGGGUGGCCUCAAUUGGUGGCAAUCUUUCUGCCUUAGCCAACCAAGUACUAGGAUUACAAGUGUGAGCCCCCAAGCUAAGUUUCUACUUUUAGUCAUCAUUUUUCUCCCUUUGCCAUACUGCUAUGAAGUUUUAAGAACCCUGUAGCCUAUAUGAAGGAAUGUUAGCAUAUGUCAGUAAUUACAAGUUUUAAUACCAAUUAAUUAUCAUUAUUUCAUUCAGAUUUUCAAAAUUGAGGUUAGAUUAUUGAAAUUUCUUACAUAUUUCUGUAAGAAAAUCUUGAUACUUGGUGUUAUAAUCUACCAUUAUUUUUGUUCUUAUAUUUGGGUUUUUGACAAGCUGAAAUACAAAAGCUAAUAAAUACAGGAUUAGCAUGCUAAAUGAAAUAUAAGAUUAUUUUAAUCCAGAUAAUUGGACCUGCACUGAACUGUGAUAAGUAAUAAAUAGAAACUUAUGAAUAUAUCUUAAUGAAAAAUAUUACAAAGAAAAUUAUGACAGUUUUGCCUAGAUAUCACGGUGCAUGUAUGCUUUGGCUACUUUCACAUUCACAGUAUGCUUCAGCAGAUGCACAUGACUAAAGAAGGGACAACUGUAACUAAAUUGGUGGCAGUUUAAUUAAAUGAUGCAUUUAGCAUUUCAUUUACCAAAUUUGGCUAACCAAAACAGGGGAAUCAUACUCAUGUAUGAUAUUCAGAAAAGAUUCCAAACCCAUUCUCAAAAAUGCCCUAACUUAACAUAAUGCUUUUCAGCUGAGUGCACUACUGUUUGUGUAUAGAUUGACACAUUGGUUUUGCUCCUGAAUGAGAUUUGUCUCCAUUCGUCAUUCUUGUUUUUGGAUGAGACAAUAGUUGAAGGCUUGGUGGAAGGAAAGAGCAGUUACAGCCACACCUCACUGAUUAAGUAAGAGACAAAAAAAAUCUGCCAUAAUUAUGAAAUACCUUAAAAGAUGUGCACUUUGCAUUUUUUUCAACUCAAUUUCAACUUAACGUAGGAUGAAAUUUUCCUUGUGGGGUAGCUGGAGGGUUAGACUAGGCAGGGAUGAUUUAUCGUUAACAUGUAGUUUGUAUGUAAACCACUGGAAAAAUAGCAGUUUUUAAAUUUUUCUGUUUCAAUUUGUUUACACUCCUAAUUGCUUUUAGCACUUUUUUGUGUGUAAACUGUAAUGUCUUGUCUCUCCCUUGCGGGAUUUGAAAACGUAUCACAAAUGAAAUAAUGAACUUUUAGGGAAUAAAAUGUAAUCAGUAAGGAGGAACUUGUUUAAGCACUUAAGAAAUGAAGGUACUUUAUAGGAACAGUUGCCAUAUUAAUGUUCAAACAAAGAGCAUGUUGCAAAUUGAGGCAGUAACCAAAGUAGCUGAUAUAAUAAAGGUAACCUGAGUUUUGCCUCAUUUAUCAAAGUUUGGUUGUUGUAAUUGUCUUUGGACUAAUGUACUUAAUUUUGUAUUAUUUCUUAUUUUUAAAGCAUUCUUAUUUACUUAGUGUGGAAAUGUUCUAUGGGGACUAAUGAUGGAGCUAGACUGAGGCACUUUGACCUACAAAUCAAGUGUCAAGAAUACAGAUUUAUGAUUUUUAUCCUAAAGGCCGAUAAAAUUUUAACUAAAUUAUCUUACUGAAAUUGAAGCAUCAUACCUAUAAAUAUACUUUGCCUUAGAGAUAAGCUAAUGUAGAAAAAUUUGAGUUUAUCAAAAAAGGCAAAUGGUAUAUAUGUGUGUAUGUGCAUGAUAGCUUGUAUAUUUUGGCAGAAAAAAGAUACAGUUUCACAGUGAAAAUAUUACCUUGGGAUUUGAAGGUGUUUAAGGUUCUUUCAGUAAUGAUGCUCUAACACUUUAAAUAUAUAUGACUUAAUUUUAGAAAUUGGUUUACAUAGGACUUUUCAAGAAUAUAGCUCUUAUGUAAAGUGACACACAAUUGUAUAAUUGUACUUAGUUAUUAUUGUAGAAAAGCUGGAAUACUGUCUCAUCUAAUACAUUUUCACAUAUUAUCUCAUUUGAACCUUGUAAGCAGUUCUGAAAUAGAAAGAAAAUAAUGUAUUUCCAUUUUAGAGAGAAAGGACUCAUGUUACGUAUGGUGGAAGAAGGAGAAAUACAGCAUUUAUGAAUGCACACUAUGUGCCAGGUGCUACGUUCUCUUGUUCCUAACAGUCUGGAGGUAGACAGUAGAAUACUAAUGAAGAAAUAAGUAAAACUACAAUGAUGGGGAAUUACCUGUUCCCUCUAGUUCCAAAAAUAUAAGAGCAUGGAUUUGGGUAAACUGAAUGUACGUUAGCAUUUGACAUUGGCACAAAAUUAUAAAAUGAGCCCCACUCUUCUUAGUUGAUCUGUAUGACUCUAAAAUCAUUAUUUGUAACUAUGCUUAAUAUUUUGACUCUCACAGCUAAGUUUAGCCUCAUUGUGAAUAUUUUAUUUUCUGAGUAUAAUUUAUUGUUUUAAAUUAAUUUUGGUAGAUACAGUUAGCACUUAAUCUGUAAAUUGAAUAAGUUAUUGAGUACAGAAAUUUAUUAACUUACUGUCUCUGACUUAAUGCACCAAAGAUUUUGAGUAGGUAUUGAAUAGUUUAAAAGAAUUUAAAUUCUUUGUUGUUUGACUAUAUAUUUGUCCAAAGAAGCACAGCUGAAGUCUUGGAUAAUGGAUUUAAAAAAAAAAAUGUUAGUUUGAAUACUGAAAUUAAGUAUGAAAUGUUUGUGUUUAUAUGUAUAAAAUAAGUAGAGGGAAUACUCUGGGAACAGUCAUCCCGACCAACCAGUUACAAGGUAGAAUACUCAUUUCUCUCAGUUUAGCUGGAUGCAGUUUUUUAAUGAACACUAUUGAAUAAUAAGCUUAUAUUUUACACUACAUUAUAAAAAUAAUUUCUGCCUUAGAUUUUUUUUUUUAAUCAAGUCGAGGUUAUUUUUAUAAGAAAUCCCUUUGGUUUGGGCAGCCUAAAAUACCACUUAACCAUAGGGUUUGUUCCUCAUGCCAGCAAGAUACCUUCAGGCAACUACAAAAGUAGUAAAGUUUUGCAAACUUUUAAUUUAGAACUUUACUGCUGGGGAAAAGAGGAAUAAAAAUAACCAUUUUAAACUGGUGCUUUAAUAAACUGACUGCCUUUUAAGUGAUGGUAGCAUAAAAGAAGUACACUAAUUUCUCUCGACCUUAAAAAGUGUGAAAAACACCUUAAUCAAGUGGCUAUUACGUGUUAAGGGCUAAUCAAUACCAUCCAUUGCUUUUCACUCAAUCACAAGCUAAUUAAACACAAUUAACCUGGUAUAUUUAUGAGCUUGAAUGUUCUUCCUGCCAUAUCACACUAAUUUAUUAUUGACAGGAGAGGUUUUGAGCAUUAGUUCUUUAAGAGUGUCUUUUUAGACCAUCUUUUUCUGGAUUGAAUACUUUGUACUUUUUCAGAGAUGUGUAGUUGUGUAGCAUUGUCUUUGCUGCCUACUGGUAAAUAAAUGACUUGUUUGUUUUGUUUUAUUUUUUGGUUUUGAGUCAUAUUUCUGUUGCCUGCUGGCUGGGCAAUAGCCUCUUACGUUUUAUGUUAACUUAGGAAAACUGUCAUCAAGUGAUAGUAUGGACAUCAGUCCUUAUAAUUUACAUGCCAUUGUUUUAAAAAAGUUUUUACUGUAGCCUCUGUACCUACUGGAGUGACUCCUCAGCCUGUCCAGAUGUUUAGAAGAAUCUGACAGAAAGAAUAGUGUCUCUGCUUCUCUUGUGGCUCUUUGUCUCUGAUUGUUCUCUUAAAUCACUCCUUACCAUGAGCACAGCUCUACACUGAAGACUUAGUCACUUUCCCUGAACUGAGCAUGAUUGAUGGUGUGAGAAGAGCUGCUCUUAGUGAGCAGCAGCAUCCCAGUCAACAUUGAGCUUGAGUUGAUGACUCAUGGAAAAGCAGGACUUCUCAACAGUAAUGUUUGAACAUUUUAAGAUUUAGUGCCAAAUUUAAAAAGACUGAAAAUGCAUCAUUUAAUAAGGAAUAAGUAGUGUUUCUUAAUUUUUAAGCAGAAUUAGUGUUAAAUGUUACCUGCUAUUAGUGUGGCUAAUGGAUGAGAAUAAUUUCCUACAUGGCAUAUAACAACUAGACAAUUCUACUGUUCUUCUGCUAUGCUAUCCUACUCAUUUCUUUUGCACAUUUUCCUUUUAGUAAUCUUGUGUUCUUUUUUGGUGUCCAUCCAUGUACCUUGUAAAGUUUUUACUUACUAUACUUUCCCUUACAGUAUCAGCAUGUGUUUUGUGCUUCCUCUUUGGAAGUAGAUCACUAUUACAAAAGCAAUAGAAUUAGGUUACAUGGAAGAUGAGAGGAGGAAUGAUUUAGUAGGGAGGGUAUGUUUAUGUUUUACUUAAUUCAUGUUUUAACUUGCUGUAUAUUGAUCUUAAGUCUGUGACCUUUGAAAGAUUCCCUAAACCAGUUAGUAGUCUCUGCAGCCAUUUAGUGAGAAUUUAAGGACAUUAUUUGGAGAACAGAUGUUAAAGAAGAAAACCUUUAUAAAAACAAUUUGGAUUCUCACGUAGAGCUGAGUAAUGUCAAUAUUUGCAUUAUUGCUGGAGAUACUGAAAGGUCCUUAAAGAAGAGCGUGUACGCAUCUUACUGUCACUGUGCCUCUCUUUGAUAUUCCUGCUUGCAGAAAGUUGAACAAUGUUCUGUGGUAUAAUUACCAAGCUUCCUUAUCCUUUUAACAAUCAGACUAUCCUUGUAAGUGACACUAUAUGACAGUUGAUGAGUUCGAUUGCCAAAACAUUCUACAAGCUGGUGUUUAGCUGCUCCAUGUUGUGUCAAAACUGUUCUAUUUAUAGGAGAAAUGGUGUGUACUAAUAUAGAAAUGUUGUUUUCUGUCUCAAAUCACAACUUGUUUUUAAUUAAGGACAGUUUUAAAGGCAAUUGCAAAGGAAAAAUCUAAAUAUCAAAAUUCAUUAUUUUCCGUUGUAUGUAAAAUGUCUUUAGUAGAUACUUUGUCUCGUGUUUCAUAAGUGUAAAUGUCUUUAUAGCAGAAAUUCAGCUCUUUGUGAGGAGUAGGUGUCGUCUUGCAUAUUGAAUUAGUUCUUUGUGUUAUUUUGAUAUUUAAAAUAAACAGAGUUCUUUGGCCCUAGUAAA